AUGCAAUGCCUUGCCAGGGGGGCUUUCAUUGGGCGUCCCCCCUCUUCUCCCAGCGGAGAACGGGACAAGUCUGUCUCGUCCUCACUGGACAUGGAAAGGGAACCCGUGAUGAUGAUGGGGAUCCAAUGCUAUUUACAGUGGAAUUGCAAUGCUCCUGCCAGGACGAGCGUGUGGAUACCAUACCUUUGCCCCCAUUGGCGCUUCAGCCGAGGAAUCAAGUUGACGUCGGUGCACGGUCCACCGCAAAGAUGCCCGCGCAGCGGAGAAGGAGGAGGGGCUUCACAGCAUUUUUGGGCGCUUGGCCGAGCAGGAACGAGGUCAGGAGCAGACAAUCUGACCCGGGACGCGAGACGUUGCCUUCCUGUCGAAACCUUACCCCCAAAGUUUCUUACAUAA
Molecule: messenger RNA, 396 nt
Organism: Colletotrichum lupini
Lineage: Eukaryota; Fungi; Ascomycota; Sordariomycetes; Glomerellales; Glomerellaceae
Exons: 1
Coding region: 1-396 (131 amino acids)
Source: RefSeq, a predicted model, not a curated record